AUGAUAGAGAGCGAUAUCCCGUCCAUAAUGUCAGGAAUCAUUAGGAAUUCAGGGCAAAACCACCACCCCUCGCAGGAGUACAGGCUCCUGGCCUCAGACCCUUCCCAGCUGAGUGAGGAUGAGCUCCCGGGGGAUUUGCAGUCCCUGUCCUGGCUGACAUCCGUGGAUGUGCCUCGGCUCCAGCAGAUGGCCAGUGGGAGAAUGGAUUUCAGCCUGGGGCCCCAGAGUGCCAUGCUCCAGCAGACAGGUGCCGUGGGGAGCGCGAUGCACUCGACGCCUGGAGCGAUGAUCCACGUCCAGGCCAGUCUCCCCCAGGGAAUCCUGGGCCUCAACUCCAUUUCCACACACGGAGCCAAUAUGAGCCCCUACGCUGUGGGUGGGCAGCUGUCCCCUGGUUUGCAAACACAGCAACAGCUCUUCCCUCCUCAUCCUCAUCCUCCUCCUCCUCACCCCCAGCAGGUGUUUGCCCUGGCCCAGAACCCCCAGCAGUGUAACCCAGCAGCAAUCUACAACACAUCCUAUGGGACACAGCCACACUAUUCCCAGCCCCGCCUGGCUCCCCACUCUGCCCAGGAGCUGCACCCAAAGCAUUAUCCCAAGCCCAUCUACUCCUACAGCUGUUUGAUUGCCAUGGCACUGAAGAACAGCAAGACCGGGAGCCUGCCCGUGAGCGAGAUCUACAGCUUCAUGAAGGAGCACUUCCCCUACUUCAAGACUGCCCCUGAUGGGUGGAAGAAUUCCGUGCGCCACAACCUGUCCCUGAACAAGUGCUUUGAGAAGGUGGAGAACAAACUGAGCGGGACGUCCCGCAAGGGCUGCCUGUGGGCCCUCAACCCCGCCAAGAUCGACAAGAUGGAGGAGGAGAUGCAGAAGUGGAAGAGGAAGGAUUUGGCUGCUAUUCACAGGAGCAUGGCUAACCCAGGGAACAUUUGGGAGGAGAUGAAGGACGACAGCUUCAGCCUGGACACCCUGGGUGCCUUCAGCAACUCCCCCCUGCAUCUCUCCGACUGCGAGCUGGGCACGCCCGGCCUCACGCCCGCGUCCAGCGGCAGCGACCGCUCCUUCUCCGACCUGCAGGUCACUGGCCUUUACACCACCUACACCACCCUGGACAAUGUGGCAGCUGCUCAGUACAUGAACCCCCAAGGCAACAAACCCAUCCCUCUGCUCUGAGCUUGGCACCGUUCAGCACAUCCCGAGGGACGGUUCUUCCCCGUUGUUAAAAUCCGACCGGGAAGCUCCAAGGGCUUUGUCCUGCUUUGGGAUGUGUUGGCUGCUUCCACAGCGUGUGAGGCCAAAAUAAAUCAAGCUGGGACUUGUGAAACCACUUUCCCCCAUGGCAAGGGCAUGGACACUUGUGUUGUGGGACUGGGGAGCUCUCCAGAAGGACCUGGAAGGCAGCAGGAACUUUCACUGGAAUGUAACUGAGCUAAAAAUCACCCAGUUAAGGGAGUUAAAUUUAUUCCACACCGUGGUGGAGCUGCUGUGUCACCACUGUCACAGAAGCCACCACAAGCCAUGGGGCUGGCCAGCCCCAAGUUGGUUGAUUGUGCCCCUGGCAUGUCAUUUCUUCUUAACUUGCCAAAUUGGACAAAGACCUCCCCCAGUUCCUGGAGAUGUUUGCACCACUAACACUUUUCUGAUGUAACUGUUGUUAAUUUAUUGUUAGGAGGUAGGAAAAAAGGAGCAAAACCACUAAAAAAGGAAAACUCACCUCCCUAGCAGAUCACUGUUAUAUCUAGAUUUGUAAAAGUCCUCACCCCUGAAGGAAGUGGUACUACUGAACUAUUAAACUGAUCACUGGCUAGAGGAUUUUAGGAAUUAUGCAGAUGUUUAGGAUUUUUUUAAAAAAAUAGAUUUAUAGUCUUGUGUAUUGUGCUUCUGUCUAUUCUUGUGCUAGGCAGUAUUACUAUUUGUAAAUUUAUUUAUAUUUAUUGUUAUGAAAAGAAAUUAUGUGAACUGAGCACUGUUCAAUUUGUAUAAUGCUGCAGUAACCUUUCUUACAGCCACUAAAUUAUUCAUCAUCAGAACCACAACCAUCUUAUCACAGUUUUUACACUACAUUUCUUUAAUAAGCACUUUUGAUACUGUGAAACUCAUGCUUUUUAAAAAAAUUCAGAGACCAAAUAUUGUCACUGUACCUUUCAUAAUAGUCUUUGCUAAUUAACUAAAAAACUUGAUUCUAAUGUAGCAUUUUAAAAAAGAAUUUCAAACCCUGCUUUGUACUUGUUAACAUACAUUGAAAAUAAUGUGAUGAAAUAUCUGAAAUAUGUUGGAAUUUAGCAUUUAGUCUACUUAUACCUCUGUGAGCAAAAAGUGAUAUUUAUACCUUGGGUUUUGUCUGUUCCUGUGCAUUCAGAGAAUUUCCCGGUGCCGUACCCAGGUGCUCCCAGGCUUUUCUCUCCCACAUCCAUCCAUGGAUUAAAGCUGGAGGGUGCAGGAUGCUGGAGUGGCCCCACAGGGCACUUUCUUGCUUGAAAAAUAUGAAGAUCAGGGGACUUGGAAACAUCUGUGCCUGUAUCCUCCCAGUGCAUCCCUCCAUGGCAACCUCUUCCAAAGGGCACCAUGAUGCUCCACGUCAUAAUUUAUUGUCCAAGGACAAAUGU
This is a messenger RNA of Zonotrichia albicollis (white-throated sparrow), 2606 nucleotides long. The record is from RefSeq and is a predicted model, not a curated record. Lineage: Eukaryota; Metazoa; Chordata; Aves; Passeriformes; Passerellidae.